AAAUUGCAUUGAAAUUAUUUAAUAUUUUACGCACUGCAUUGUAAAUUAAUAAAACAUUGUGAUUAAAAAAACUAUUGAAGUCUACUUUUUUAAAUUUUGGAAGCGUUUUAAUUGAAAUAUAUCAAAAUUCCUCCAGCUGCGAUCAAUCAAGGCACAUCUCUCCGAAGCACUGACUGGCUUUCGGAGAUGUUGACGGCGUGCGAGGCGGGCGAGGUGUUCGCGCUGCUUGAGGGCGGCGCGGAGGGCGCGCGCUCGGCCGGCGACGCCCUCUGCGCGCUGUACAGCUCCGUGCGCGAACCCUGGCUCACGCGCGCCCUGCUGCUGUACCACGCGCGCACCGGCUCCGCGCGCGCCCUCGAGCUGCUGGCGCGCGCGCCCGAGCCGCACGUGCGCCACCUGCUGGACCAGCUGCACGACCAGCUGCGCGCCGACCGCGCCGCCCGCCACCACGCGCUCUCCGCCCUGGCGCCGCUCGUGGCGCGCCGCCCGCCCUGGCUGCACCGCCUGCCCGACCACCCGCUGGCCCGCGACCUGGUGCGCGCCGCCCUGCGCGAGACCGACGCGCUGCCGCUCCUGCACGCGCUGCUGGCGCUGGCCGCCCUGCUGCCGGCCGCGCCCGCCCUCGCCACUUCCUACCCGCAGGACCUCACCGAGACUCUGCUACGUCCCGCCCAUAUCGAACAGAAUCUUCCGCCGCCUACUCGCGCUCACCUCCAUCUUGGCCAACUGGCUCUAUUUCGAGCCAUCUACGCCACGCAUCCUUGCACGCUGCUAAAAAUGUUACGCGACUACGGCUCCAAAUUGAACGUGGGAGCUGCCCGCGCCGCCUGGGAGCGCGCCGUGGCCUCGCUCGCGUCGUCCGUGCGCCUCCACCCCGCCAUCCUCACCGGCUCACAGACGCAGGAGGCGGACACCACGCGGUGGGCCAGGCGGGAGAUACACGAUGUAGUCGCGGAGACGCGUCGGCUCUCUAUUCCCGCUCGGGAUGACCCGGCGCCCUCCCCGCAGCCGAUGCUACCCACAGCACCCACCGCACACUCCCCGGCCCCGGGCUCCGGAGCGCACGCCGCCCGGGCUGCAUCCGCGCUGCGCCCGGGGGCAGAGCCCUGGUUCCCGCUUGCAGAACGUUGUGGCGGGGAUUCGGCCCCACCGACUCCAUUACCAGCGGACACCGAUACUGGAGAGCCUCCCGAGGCCGCGGUCGAAGCAACUCCGGAGAACACACCAGCUCGAGACACUCGGGCUCAGUUUCGCUUUCCUAUGGAUUCGGGCGCGGUGCGAGCGAUCGGCCGGAAGUCUCGCGGCGCGUCCCCUCCCCGCAAGGAGACGUCCCCGGCGGCGGACGUGUACUCGUCCCGGCUGGCGCGCGUGGUGCAGGAGCGUCGGGCGGUGGACUCGCCCGUGCCCUUCUCGGGGACGCAGCCCUCCGCCGGCGUGACCAGGCCGGAGCCCAGUCGCCCCGCACCGCUGCUCGACAUGGAGCCGUUUAAUGUAGAAGACCGCGAGGUGCUGGAACUCACCCGCUGCGCCGACGUCGACGAGGAGUGGCCCGAGGGCGGAGGCGCCAGUGAGAGAGCGGUAGUGCUGGACGCGCGGCGCCGUGCGCGGUCCCCGGGCCGAGGGGCGGCGGGCGGGCGCGAGCGAGGCUCCCUGUACCGCGCGGCGUCCUGCGACCGGGACUCCGGCGCCGCCCGUCGCUCUGUCGCCGUACAAACGGUCGACCUCUGGCCGGAACCGUACGAGUUCAUAAUCGCCGACUUCUAUAGAACAUUACCCGACGACACUGCUCGCCAGGGUGAGUCUAGUGCCCCUUGCGAACGCCUCGAGACAUAUUUAGCGGAGCUGUACGCGGGCCGGACUUGCUCCUCCAGCGGAGAUGACCAGGUCGCGCUCCUGCACGCGCAGCUCAUGUACGAGCGGUGGCGCCGCGAGGCACACGCCGAGAGGAACCGGCGCCUGCUGGGCCGCUGCCGCCAGGUCCGCGCGCUGGAGCUGCGGAACCAGGCCCUCGCCGAGCGGGUCCGCGCCCUCACGCGCGAGCGGGACGAGCUGCGAGCCUGCGCCCUCCGCGACCCGCCGCCCCCGCCCCCGCCGCCCGCCGACCCGCUCGCCGCCCUGCACGAGGAGCGCGCCGCCCGCCUCCGCGCCGAGGCCGCGCUGCACGAGGCCGAGGCCAUGCGCGCGCACGAGACCGCCGAGCUGCAGCGCCAGCGCGGGGACGCCUUCGAGGUCGCGCGACACGUGGACGCGCUCGCACGCGCCGCCCUCGCCGCCGAGCGACGCGCCGAGCACGUCAAGCGGCUGCGGCGCGAGCUGCUGGUGCUGGCGGAGCGGGAGGCGCGGCUCAGCGAGGCCGUGCGGGAGGCCACCCGCCCCGCCGCGCCCCGUCCCGUCGCGCCACGCCCCGCCGCGCCACGACCCGACGAGCGGUCUGCGCGAGCAGCCCUGGCGCGCGCCGAGGCGGAGGCGGAGGCGGCUACUGCUCGCGCCGAGCUGGCCGCGGCCCGCGCCCACGAGCUGGAGACGACGCUGGCCGCGCGCGACGCCGCCAUCGGUGAGCUGAAGAGGGCCACGCGCGCGGCGGCGGAGGAGGGCGCGGCGCGGCUGCAGGCGCUGCAGGACAAGUACUCGUCGCUGCUGCGGCUGCUGCGAGCCGCGGACGCGCGACAGCUGGAGCUGCGGGCCGAGCAGCCGCCGCCCCCCGCGCGCGCCCCGCCCCCCAGCUAAUUGUCCGCGGGGGGCCGCGCCAUCGGCUGACGGCCCGACGCGGUGCGACUGAUCGCGUGCACGACGCUCUCGUCCCUCUUCCGCAAAUAAUUCGGAGCCAUUGUAAGGGACGUCACGACACGACGUAAAUCCAAAUGAAAUAAAUGUCGUAAUGUACUAAGAAAUGUAAUUUUUCACAAUAAUAAAUUGGAUCUAUAAUAUAUUCCUCUAUAUCGCACUAUGUAGUCUAAUUUAAGUAUAGCUUUCGUUUAGGAGUGUCACAUGCCCGGGAUUCAUUGACGAGUGUUUAUACAAAUAAUCGUACUAUAUAACAUAAGCUACCAGAACACGGGCUCGCCGGCCGCGUCGAGCUGCGCACACGUACAUACUAUAUAUAUACACGCUGCAUGAGGUCCAUCCCUAUUCUUGAUUAUUACAUUUUGGUUAUUGUUUUUGUACGUACACAAUGUAAUGAAAGGGCAAUGUAACAUAACUUCUAAGGCAUUCAUUAUACAAUGUAAUGUGUUGGCUGAUUAAAUAUACGCCUU
This is a messenger RNA of Bombyx mandarina (wild silkworm), 3254 nucleotides long. RefSeq names its product tuberous sclerosis 1 protein hamartin (gene Tsc1). Gene Ontology annotation, cellular component: TSC1-TSC2 complex. The record is from RefSeq and is a predicted model, not a curated record. NCBI's taxonomy places the organism in Eukaryota, Metazoa, Arthropoda, Insecta, Lepidoptera, Bombycidae. Gene Ontology annotation, biological process: negative regulation of TOR signaling; regulation of cell cycle.